This is a messenger RNA of Brienomyrus brachyistius, 4363 nucleotides long. It is a transcript of the gene rgmb, whose product is annotated as repulsive guidance molecule BMP co-receptor b. Gene Ontology annotation, cellular component: plasma membrane. The coding region runs from base 399 to 1673 and encodes 424 amino acids. Gene Ontology annotation, molecular function: coreceptor activity. The transcript has 3 exons. Lineage: Eukaryota; Metazoa; Chordata; Actinopteri; Osteoglossiformes; Mormyridae. Gene Ontology annotation, biological process: BMP signaling pathway. The record is from RefSeq and is a predicted model, not a curated record.
UUACUGGGGGAGCGGAUGAGGUAGACGUGCCUUGUGUGCUGCAGGAGGGAGAUAUUCUGCAGGCGUGCGGCGGGAGUGCAGCGCUGAGAUUGAUCGGGGCAGUUCCGAGGCGAGCCGGGACGGGAUACUGUCAGCACCAAGCCGUACGGCGAUUGCAAAAUCAUCUGCUGUUUUUACGCAGGCGGGGGACUUAAGUUCGUGGGACUUUUAACCAGCACUUUCGUCGACUUCUUUGCUCCGUCCGAAGACUCUCGUUCGUUUUUAAUGCCAUUGCGUGUGCAGCUCGUCGGCAGCCCGGAGCAAAGGAGAGCAGAGGCCCGAUUUUCCGGCAUUGCCGCAAGUCCACCUCUGCUUCUCCCGUGGAGUAUUUGACCCCCUAACUCCCGCGACCUGGAUGGAUGGGUAUGGGGGAAGCAGGAUUUUACUACCCCGGGGCUGAUCGCCUCAUUUACCAGCAUCCACUUCUGUCUCUCCUGUUGCUAAUUACUUUUUCGUCGAGGCUCCAUUUAGGAGAGAGCCAGGUCCACACCCUUCAGUGCCGCAUCCAGAAGUGCACCACUGACUUUGUGUCCCUCACCUCGCACUUAAACCCAUACCUGGAUGGCUUCGACACAGAGUUCUGCAAGGCGCUGCGGGCGUAUUCAGCCUGCACCCAGCGCACCUCCAAGAGCUGCCGCGGCAACCUGGUCUUCCACUCGGCCAUGCUGGGCAUCAGCGACCUCAUGAGCCAACGCAACUGCUCGCGGGACGGGCCCACCUCCUCCACUCACCCCGAGGCCCCUGUGGAGCCCUGCAACUACCGCAGCCGCCACCAUGGGCAGCAGGCGGGCAAUCACUCCCAGCCCACCUACCUCUUCUGCGGCCUGUUCGGAGACCCCCACCUGAGGACGUUCAAGGACCACUUUCAGACCUGCAAGGUCGAGGGUGCUUGGCCGCUUAUUGACAACAACUACUUAUCCGUGCAAGUCACCAAUGUUCCCGUAGUCCCCGGAUCGAGUGCGACAGCUACCAACAAGAUCACGAUCAUCUUCAAGCCGUACCAGGACUGCACCGAGCAGAAGGUGUACCAGGCUGUCACCGACGACCUGCCUGCGGCCUUCAUGGACGGCACGGUGAGCGGCGGUGACGGAGAAACCCGCAGCCUGUGGAUUGUGGAGAAGGUGCCGGGGCGGCAUGUGGAGAUCCACGCCGGCUACACCGGCGUCACGGUGGUCGUGCGUCAGCUGGGCCGUUACCUAACAAUGGCAACGCGUAUCCCCGAGGAGCUGGCGAUGGCCUACGACGAGUCGCAGGACCUGCAGCUCUGCGUCAACGGCUGCCCCACCGCAGAGCGCAUCGACCGCGACGGCCACCUACCGCUGCCCAUGCUAGGCCUGCAGCAGCCGCCUCGGGCCGGCGCCAGCCCUGGCUUCACCCUGGAGACCGCCACGGCCAAGUGCCGCGAGGGGCUGGAAGUCUGCGACAUUUACUUUAACUCCUGUGUGUUUGACCUCCUCACCACCGGGGACGCCAACUUCACCUCGGCCGCCUACAAUGCGCUGAAGGACGUGGAGACCCUGCACCCCAAAGGAGAGCGAUGCUACAUAUUCCCCAGGGGAAACGCAGCCUGUUCCCACCUCCUCUCCGCUCCCUUCCCUCUAAUCCUCGGCUUUCUCAUCACCAUGCUUUUCUAAGACGUUUCCGUAUGAACUUUGAGAAGAGUUAAUGUGUGUGUAUAUAUAUAUUGUAAUAAUAUAUUGAAGAAACGACAAAAAAAACACUAACGAGGUAUAUAUGUAUAUACUGUGUAUAUGAAGAGAAACAAUCUGGGAAACCGAAACACUCCUGAUUGUAAAUAUUCUUGUACAUUUUAUUUGCAGGAAUGCUGGCUGUAGGGUUUUUUUGUGUGAUUAUUUUUUUUCCCUGUAAUACCUCAAGAACGAGGAAAUUGUUUUAACAGAAGCACUUUAUUUUUUUAUUUUUGUGAAUAAUGAAUCAGUAUUCCUUGGAUCAGAGCUGAGCCCUCCUCCAGGGGCUCCUCUGAAGUGUCGUUCCUCAUUUUCAGCAUCCGAACGGGCCUUUAUCUAGAUGCCGGCUUUGGCAGAACUGGUUGUGACCCGGCGUUUUGGUGGAUGUACUUCUGGGGCAGGGUUACGAUAUGGACAGGACUGUUUUUUUCUUUCCCCCCAAAUUCCUGCAUUUAGCUUCCCGAUGUUCUGCGUCUUUCCUCACGCAUCCUUGUGUUAUUGCAGUCAGAUGGGUCUUUCCAGGUUACGGCACCCAUAUGCAUCUUAACUUCUUUUGAUGUAUCCCCUAAAUGUUAAAGGAGCUAUAAUUAUACUGUACAUAUAAGGAAUUUUGUAGGCGAGUUUGAACCUUAACGAGCAAGCACGGUUGCGGACGCAAGCAGGACGUCACUAAAUCCCUAAAAAAAAAGAAAAAAAAUCGACAAAAAAACUACCCGUACGGUCAUAAUGGCUGCACCAAAAUUUUUCAAACAAGUCCUUUUCUUAUUAGAAUGUGUGUUGCACUGCAGUCCAGUGUGGCCAGUAAAUGCUGAAGGGUCUGAUGACAGCCGCUUUUUGGUUGGUCUUCAUUCCUCGGGGCUUCAAAACAUUUCAUGUCCCUUAACAGUUGCAAAGAGCAGUAAGACUCCAUGGUAUAUAGCCUCUGUAUAUUUGUGUGGACUGACAUGUCAGUUCUGCAUCAGCCUUUAAAAUUUUUGGGUAUUUUUCCUUUUCUUUCCCCUCAGAAGUUCAGCAUGUUUUACUUAAGGGAACAAAACAAGUAAUGGUUUGGGAUCAAAUAGCCAUCGAAGCUGCUGUACUCGUGUGGUGUUCCUUUUCCAUUUCGUUCUCUUAUUGGGCUCUGCUGGUCUUGUGAGGUGCUGAAUAAUUCAACUGAAAGGCUUCCUCUCAGAUGCCCCCUGCUCAGUCUGUUUGGACGCUCCGCUUUUCCAGUUCAAAAACCAUGUUCUCGUUGCUCUUCGGACCGUUUCCUUUCGGUGUUGGUCACACCACAGACUCCUCAUGGACCCCUUGAGGGAUGUUCAUGCACAAAUGCGAGUGGAUAUGGAUGGUGCUGCUGCUCCUGCUCCCCCCCCCCCCCCCAGGCUCGUCUGAAGCGGUGUCAUGAUUUUGAUGGUCUUCUACUGAACUGUCACACCUUCCAUGCAGGUGAAUAUUGCUAUUUUACAUAAAAGGAUCACAAAAUUGCCAUUUUGUGUUUUAUUUUAUAUCCUAAGAUAUUUUCAGAUGGCUUGGUGGAUCCUGAGUGCUGGACACUAAUCCAGUAUAGCGCUCUCUCUCUCUGCUGAGCAUACCGCACGCCGUGGGAGGCACAGACAAUUUGUGCGGAGCGCACGUUAUUUUUGACAAAGCCCUGAUGACCUUCUCCCAGACAUUUUCUCCUAGGCUAAUUCGGGUGGAGUGACAGGCCCAUCUCGCCGCUCUACCCUGGUGCUCGCGUCAUUUGGCACACUCCUGAUGUUAAAUCUGUUUGAAGGAAGGUGACCCACGGAACAACAGCAGCCUGGUGAAAUUGACUUGUGCCCAGGAAGGGGGGUGGGUCACGUCAGGUGCACUUUGUUGUUCCGCCCCGGCUGGCGUAUAUCCCAUGGAAAUUUAAUUUAAUUUCAGUUUUAUGCUGGCAUUGACAGCCAUAUUGCCUUGGGUAGGUAGAAGGUGGAAUUCUAUGAAAUUGCAUUAUGGCGAUUUUAUCCAUCAGUGCAGUCCUUACAUGAAAGCGCAAAAAGCACCUCUGUUUGUGAGGCUGUUCCGAGCGGCGUGUCAGGUGCCCCAGUCUUAGAAAACAGCAGCACACUCCUCUUCGCCUCCUCUUAUCCAUGCUCAUUUCUCUUCAACUCCUGAAACUUGCUACUGUAGAUUUUGAUUCCAGUUUCUUGUAACUACUGCCAUUGCUGAAGUGCUGCUUCCAUACUGUGAUGUUUUAUAGAUUAUAGAUGGAACACUGGGAGUUCAUCACAUGCAAUGGUUAGCAGAACCAUAGAUAUCCUAGGAUGCAGCAAUAUCUAUGGUCAGAAUAAGGCCUCUGAGUGCAAUUAUCUGCAAAAGUAAGCCUUCAUCCUGUGUUUCUUUUGUCCAGCAUUUUACUUAGUGAUUUUUUUAACGUGUAUAAAUAUACGUUACCUGUUUUGUGAAGAAUGACUGCUCAAUGUUUAAAUACUUAAAUUAUUUAUAAAUGUAGUGUCCUGUUAGAGGAAAUUAAGCUCCAUAUUCUUGCUGUUGGAAAACAAAUGUUCAGAUGUGAUUGUACUGCCACCUAGUGGACCAGAAUUGUUACGUCAGUGUUUUGCUCUUUACUGGCUGCGGUGAAAAAUGUGUGCAAGUGUUUUAUUUAAAAACAAAAUAAAUGAUAAAAGGUU